AUGACUGUAGCAUUGAGAAUGCAAAUGGAGUCCAAAAGCGGCUUCAUGUGCAGUAGAGCAACAGAGAAAUAUUUACUAAUGCAGUCUUCUAUUAUUGCUAUGUUUGAUAAUUUGCUGAGGGGUCUUGUUUUCUUGAUUCAAAGAAAUCUGCAGCUUCGAAUGGAAGAGCAAAGGCGUCACCUUCAGAUGAUUUUUGAGAAGCAGUGCAAGUCGGGCAUGAACAUGCUCAAGGGGACUUCAUCUGCGACUGAAAACUCCUUGAAGGAGUUCAUGGAUUCAGUGGGAAAUGCUCUAUCCAAAUCUGAUUCAGGAGUAUUAGUCAACAGUAGGGAAACAGGCAGGAAAUCAUCUAACGUACCAGCUAGGGAAAAUUCACGGGAUGUGGGAGAGAAACAUAAAGCUCACGAGUCUGAAGUUGUUGGAAAUUGUGAAGCAAAUGUAGCUGGCGCGUCCAAUUUGUCACCAUCCAAGCAUGCUAAAGUGCAGGGUUAG
This is a messenger RNA of Fraxinus pennsylvanica, 492 nucleotides long. The record is from the annotation of a GenBank genome assembly. Lineage: Eukaryota; Viridiplantae; Streptophyta; Magnoliopsida; Lamiales; Oleaceae.